Molecule: messenger RNA, 945 nt
Organism: Nyctereutes procyonoides (raccoon dog)
Lineage: Eukaryota; Metazoa; Chordata; Mammalia; Carnivora; Canidae
Product: olfactory receptor 1440-like
Exons: 1
Coding region: 1-945 (314 amino acids)
Biological process (GO): sensory perception of smell; G protein-coupled receptor signaling pathway
Cellular component (GO): membrane
Molecular function (GO): G protein-coupled receptor activity; odorant binding; olfactory receptor activity
Source: RefSeq, a predicted model, not a curated record
AUGGCUGGGGGAAGGAACAGUACAGCAGUUAUGAAGUUCAUUCUCUUGGGAUUCUCUGAAUUUCCCAAGCUCACCAUUGUCCUUUUUACAAUAUUCCUAGGGAUCUACCUCAUGACAGUGUCCUGGAACCUGGGUCUCAUCACUCUCAUCAGGGUGGACUCCCAUCUGCACAUACCUAUGUACUUUUUCCUUAGUAACUUGUCCUUCCUGGAUAUCUGCUAUGUUUCCACUAUAGCGCCCAAGAUGCUCUCUGAUUUCUUCAAGAAGGAGAAAUCCAUCUCCUUUCUGGGGUGUACCACACAGUACUUCUUCUUCUCUAGCCUGGGUCUGACUGAGUGCUGUCUCCUGGCAGUUAUGGGUUAUGACCGAUAUGCUGCCAUUUGUAAUCCUCUGCUCUAUACUGCCAUCAUGUCACCCACCCUCUGUGUGCAGAUGGUGGCAGGAUCUUGUAUAACUGGAUUCUUGGGCUCAUUUAUCCAACUGUGUGCCUUACUUCAGCUCCAUUUCUGUGGGCCAAAUAUCAUCAAUCAUUUCUUCUGUGAUCUUCCCCAACUGCUGAUCCUGUCCUGCUCUGACACAUUUUUCUUUCAAAUCAUGACCUCUGUGCUCACGGUGAUCUUUGGACUCACAUCUGUCUUAGUUAUCAUGAUAUCCUAUGCUUAUAUUGUUGCCACCAUUCUGAAGAUCACAUCAGCUGAAGGCAGGUCCAAGGCCUUCAACACCUGUGCUUCUCACCUGACAGCAGUGACUCUCUUCUUUGGCUCAGGUAUCUUUGUUUAUAUGUAUCCAAACUCUGAUGAUUCCCUGAGCCAAAACAAGUUGGCAUCAGUUUUAUACACUAUUAUAAUCCCCAUGCUAAAUCCAUUGAUCUAUAGCUUGAGGAACAAGGAAAUCAAAGAUGCCCUAAACAGAUGGAAGAAGAGAAUCUUUCUCUGUUGUUACUAA